AUGUAUUUAUAUAAUAAAUAUUUAUUGGUCAUUAAAAGGUUUUUAUUGACUGAAAAGCCUCCAAAGGAGCUUCGGCUCUCUUUCCAGCCACCAGCACAUAAACCAAAUUAUACGACCAGGUGUAUCCUACAACAAAGGUAUUUCCACAAAUUUUUCAUUAUUGCCAAGAUUCCUUCGGUUAUGAUUCCAAGGUACCCGCUCGACUGGAGAAAUGCAGGAAGAUUCAUUUUAACGUGUGGAUUAGCUAGAAUUGAGGGUAAAAGAAUAUAUCGACACCCGCAUUCACUAAAUUAUCAAGCUUCUUCACACUGUGGUCAAAGGUGUGCAAACGUCUGCUCUCCCUCACACUACAAAUGUCUUUGCUCUAUGAGAUCUGAUGAAUCUCAUCUCCACAUCGCAAACAUUGACUCCAUGUUAAUGUCUUACAAGGGUCCUGUCACGACAUCUAAGCCUCUGUUCUCUGUUAUGAAUCAAGUAGCUAGGAAAAACGAAGCUCAAUCGCAUAAGUUAGCCAUCGACACUUCUUUACCAAAUUCAUCAAGAUCUUACAGGGUCAUUAAACGGACUUAUAGGUAUUCUUCUUUUCAGGAUCGUGACAAUAAACCCACCUCUGUUCAUCAUGAUUUGGUUAGUCAUAUUAGCCGCUUUAAUAUUUUCGAUGUCAUGUCUCCAUAA
Theileria annulata is the source of this 675-nucleotide messenger RNA. RefSeq lists its product as uncharacterized. The transcript has 2 exons. The record is from RefSeq and is a predicted model, not a curated record. Bases 1 to 675 code for a protein of 224 amino acids. NCBI's taxonomy places the organism in Eukaryota, Apicomplexa, Aconoidasida, Piroplasmida, Theileriidae.